Molecule: messenger RNA, 1958 nt
Organism: Etheostoma cragini (Arkansas darter)
Lineage: Eukaryota; Metazoa; Chordata; Actinopteri; Perciformes; Percidae
Gene: fpgt
Product: fucose-1-phosphate guanylyltransferase
Exons: 4
Coding region: 155-1897 (580 amino acids)
Molecular function (GO): transferase activity, transferring phosphorus-containing groups
Source: RefSeq, a predicted model, not a curated record
GUGACGGCACCCGGAAGUGAGAGACGGAAAGAUUUGCCACACUGUACUGUCUAUGGUAACUUCAACCGUUGUUAUAUCACUUACUUACUUAUCACGUAUCUUAUGUGGCACUCCAGCGAGUAGGCUAUAUUUAAUCGACAUUUGAAGCGACAGUAUGAGUCAGGAAAGUAACAUAGAGUUACAAACUGCAACAAGAGAAAAACUCCGAAGAUUUAACGCUCAGCGCGCUAAAGAGGUGCAGCCUGGUGAGUUUUGGGACGUGGUGGUUGUGACAGCUGUGGAUGUGAGCCAGAGAGACGCAUACGAGCUGCAGAUCAGAGAGAAGGUUGACAGAAAAGAGCUUCCGCUCGGGGUUCACUACAAGGUCUUCUCAGACCCGCCCGGGUCGAAAAUAGGGAAUGGGGGCUCCACUCUGUACGCACUGCAGCAGCUGAAUGACAUCUAUGGAACGGCUCUGGGCAGGCUGAAAGUCAUCCUCAUCCAUGCAGGCGGGUUGAGUCAGCGUCUGCCUUGUGCCAGCGCCCUGGGGAAGAUCUUCACCGCCGUGCCGCUGGGUGACCCUCUCUACCAGAUGCUGGAGCUGAAACUGGCCUUGUAUGUGGAUUUCCCAUCCCAGAUGAAGCCUGGUGUACUGGUGACCUGUGCAGACGACAUAGAGCUCUACAGUACUGCAGAAGAUAAGUGUGUAAGGUUUGACAAACCUGGCUUUACAGCUUUAGCCCACCCCUCCUCACUGUCUACUGGGACUACCCACGGAGUGUUUGUGCUGGAUUCAAAUGAAAAGUCUACUUGCUCUGAAAUGGCAAACAUUUCCUGCCUGCGCUUCCUGCACAAGCCGAGCAUCAAUAAGAUGCGAGACAGUGGAGCUGUUUGUAAAAGGCAGGGUGGUUGUUACGCUCUUUCUGACUCUGAGUUUGUCUACACAGACAGCACCUAUUAUGUCGAUUUUGAUACUGCAAAGUCUCUACUUAAUCUGCUAAAGGAGUUGGGGCCUUUGGACUGUGAGGUAGACGCAUAUGGGGACUUUCUCCAGGCACUUGGCCCUAAAGCCACCAUAGAUUACACCAGCAACACUGCAAAUGUCACCAGAGAGGAGAGCAGUCUGGUGGAAAUCCGCCAAAAGAUCUUUCAUCUUCUAAAAGGGACUCCGCUGAAUGUCAUUCUCCUGAACAACUCCAAGUUUUAUCACAUUGGGACUACAUCAGAGUACCUCUUUCACCUUACUGAGGAUGUGGCGCUGAGCAGUGAGCUGGGUCUCCUGUCAUCUGCUUUCAGUGUACAUAUAAAUGACAACGCCUCCUCGCGAUGCUGCGUCAUGUACAGCAUCCUUGAUCCCAGUUGCUCUGUGGGAGCUGGUUCAGUGGUGGAGUACUCCAGGCUGGGAGAAGGAGCUUCCGUAGGUGGCGGCUCCAUUGUCAGCAGCUGCUGGGUCAGUGCAGGUCUCUCCGUGCCUGCUGGAGUCUUCAUGCAUUCUCUGUGUGUGAAUUACAAGCACCAAACCAGGUUUGUAACUGUCGUCUUUGGGAUUAGUGACAACUUGAAGCACAGCGUGGUGGCCCCCGCAUAUAUGGAAGAGCUGAAGCUAUUUGGUCUCAGCCUGGCAGCUUGUCUGGCCCACUGGGGGCUGAAAAAUGAAGUCCUGAGGUUCUCUGGGGAUGCAUCCAGCUGUAGUUUAUGGAACGCUUGUUUGUUUCCGGUUUCCUCUGAUCAAAAAAGCUCAUUCUCACAGUCUCUGGAGAUGCUGCAGGCCGCCCGGAGCGGCUCUACAUUCACUUUGCCCAAAGACACAAAGCUGAUGUCUAUGCAAGAGGCCUUACAGUAUAAAAACUUGGAGGAGAUGUUGAAGUUCAGGAAGGGACUAUAUGAAGACAUCACACAGAGGAAACCCAACAAUUAAAGGACUAUAGGCUUUUGUCAUCUGAGUAAUUGUGGUACAUGUCAUAAAGUUCAUCCUUGCA